GCGCUGGCGUGCGUGCGUGCCGGGUCCCGCCUCCCCCCCCCCCCUUGCCACGUCCGUGCGGCGCCUGCGGCGGAGCCGGUGCGGGCGGCAGUUGGCGCCGCGGCCUCGUGCGCGGAACACCUGUUGCAGCCAUGAUGCCUGUUGCAACUGUGAUGCCUGAUGACACACCGAUGUUUGACCCAAAUAUUCUGCAUGAACUUGACUGGAGUGAGAACACGACGACGUUUUCUCCUGCAAUUUCUCCUUUAGAACCAGGAGAUGGCCUAGUUUUGAGACCACUCUGCACAGCUGAUUUAAAUCGAGGCUUUUUUAAAGUUCUGGGUCAGCUGACUGAAACUGGAGUUGCAAGCCCAGAGCAGUUUAUCAAAACCUUUGAGCACAUGAAGAGAUCCGGAGAUUACUACGUUACUGUCGUAGAAGACACCAAUCUUGGACAGAUUGUUGCUACAGCAACGCUGGUGAUAGAACACAAGUUCACUCACUCCUGUGCAAAGAGAGGAAGGAUAGAAGAUGUCGUCGUAAGCGGGGAGUGCAGAGGAAGGCAGCUUGGUAAACUAUUAACAUCCACCCUGACAUUGCUAAGUAAGAGACUGAACUGUUACAAAAUUACACUUGAGUGUCUGCCAAAAAACGUGGAUUUCUAUAAGAAGUUUGGCUAUUCAGUAUCUGAAGAAAACUACAUGUUUCAACGGUUCUUUAAUUAAGAACUUCAUCUUUUUUUUUUUUUUUAAAGACUGUUGGUGGAGGAGCUUGUGCUACAAACAUUCUCUUCGUGAAAAAUUUAUAUAGUAUUGCUGCAAAUAUUAAUGAUCCCUAUAAAUAAUGAACAUGAAAUGUGUAAAUCCUGGAGAAAAAAUUACUGACAUUUUAGAAGGGUCCUCUGGGUUAGGAAAUAAGCGCUUAGAACUAAUUUUUACUACUGUUCAGUCUAAGUGAAGCUUUUUUGUUCUAGCUGAGUUACAAAGGACUCUUGUUAAAGGGAUGGUUUUUAACCAAAGGUAUAUAUUUUUAUCUCAAAUUUUUUCUUGCAUUGUAUUUUUCUAAAGGUUUGCGCUUCUUUUCUUGGUAGCCAAAGUACAGCUCGUGGGAUUGUUCUGCUGUCUGUACUUCACGGAAGGAUGACGUAGCUCGGGUAGGGAUGAUGCUUCUCUUAUGCAGAAUUAGUGAUACAGAAUGGGCAUUUGUUCUGUUCUUUCUGUGAAAGCUCACUGAAGUGCUGUUGAUGUUAGCGUACCUAAAGUUUUAUAGGCACUAUUUUCCAAAACUGAAUUUGUUACUAUUUGUGCGGGUAGGGGAGAAUCCUCACGGGCUAUGCUAAAGCUUGAUGUUCUGAGUCUAAAAAUGGAUGUGUACUUCUCACUGCAGGGAUCCUGCACUUUAGCUGAUAACUUUGUUUUCAGGAUAAUUACUUUUUUUGUGACAAAAAAAAAGAAUAACCCAAUGGUUUGUGACAGGGCGAAGGUAAUUGGGAGACUGGAAUGUCUGGCAGACAGAAUACACCCCAUCUUGAGCGGGGCUCUGGCUUGUACUCAAUGGGAAUGUGAUUUGGGAUUGGCAGCAGUGCAUUCAGCUUUACCAAACGCACCCGGCCAACUCGCUGUACUUGAACUCCUGAGGGUCAGGUGGGCUGCGGUUUUGCUGGUAAUGGCUUAUGCCUAUGACAGAGCAAACUGGCAGAGAAAUCUCCCAUCCUGGUCCUGAGGGAUUGUUGCUGCUUUGGAGCAUCCCUCUUGCUAUUAGAUUGGGUAAAUGAUUUUAGCACUUUUGCCAGCAAUGGCAAGCAACGUACAAAGCUCUGGUUUCAACAGUAGUGUUUUGUGCGAAGAGAGUGACAAAUCCUACAUCUAUGAAUAGGGCAUUAUAAAUACAUGAAGGUUCGUACAGAACAGCCAGUCUUGUUUGUGAACAGUUAGGCCUUACAAAAUGUUCUUUCAUUGUGGUGUGGAGAGCUACUUUAAGCUGUGGUGGGGGUUCUAUUUAAUGUUCCUGAUGGUACUCCACUCAAUAUAGUGUUUCCUUGGUGAUGUCUGUUUUAUUUAUUGAUUAUUUUUGAAAAAAAAAAAAUCUUUGUUUAAGCUGAAUAAAUGAAGACUGCCAAAUGUA
Molecule: messenger RNA, 2103 nt
Organism: Aquila chrysaetos chrysaetos
Lineage: Eukaryota; Metazoa; Chordata; Aves; Accipitriformes; Accipitridae
Gene: GNPNAT1
Product: glucosamine-phosphate N-acetyltransferase 1
Exons: 6
Coding region: 132-704 (190 amino acids)
Biological process (GO): UDP-N-acetylglucosamine biosynthetic process
Cellular component (GO): Golgi apparatus; endoplasmic reticulum-Golgi intermediate compartment; endoplasmic reticulum
Molecular function (GO): monosaccharide binding; glucosamine 6-phosphate N-acetyltransferase activity
Source: RefSeq, a predicted model, not a curated record